UUCCUGCUCUGGUGUCCACAGGUUGGGGAGGUGAAGUGUUUCCUGAUGGGGGAGUGUCCAACCCCGUCCAGCAUGCCAGAGCCCUUCCCUAACCUGCCCGAUCCUGUCUACUUACCCCCCACCACUACCCCCUCCACCACCACAGCGGCCACAAUAGCGCAGGACCCCACCACCACAGCCAAGACCACCAUGAGACUGCUGGAAGGUUCCUCAGGGUCGGAGGGCGUGGAGGUGAGCGGCGCCGUUCCCCUGGGCACCAGGCUGACUCUGGUGGUGAGCGCCUAUAGUCGAGACCUGCCCCUUGACCUCCACCUGGCUAAGUGUGAGGCGCGGGACGAGGAGGGACGCGUCGUGGUGCUCCUUAAGGACGGGUGCAGCGUGUCUCAGGUGCUGGAGGACUUCCGUGAGGUUGUGGAGGCCGAUGGUGAGCCUGGCGUGCGGCGUGUCAGUCAGUACGCCAAACUGCGCGUCUUCAACACCAGAGCAGCGCCGCAGAACAUCACCUUGCUGUGUUUUCUCAAGGUGUGUAGCGGGGAGUGUGCCGAGCGUCCAGCCUGCGUGCACUCGGACAUCAACCUCGGCAGGAGCAAGAGGCCCGUGCCGUCCCUGUACUCCCGCCAGGUGACCCUCGCUAAGGUGUUCCGCGUGGCAGGCUUCCCCGUCAACAGACCCACCACCCCGCCUGUCCUCAGUUCAAAGUCGCCAGGAGACAAACCGGAAUGUGACUGUUCGCACGUUGCGGGCGUGGAGGCGGCGGCGGCGGGGGCGGGUCGCGGGGUUGCCUGUCCCACCAGACGGUGUACCUGGUGUUGGGUCUGUCCACCGCCUUCUACAUCCUGGUGGCGCUGUGCGUGUACUACUUCCUGCGGCGCCCCAGCCCCUACGCCCUGCAGAAGGCUCACAUGGAGGACACGGAGUCGCCGCCCCGCGCCCUCUACCAGGAGUACUGUACCACAAGGAGACGCACUCCACAGUCUUCGCCGGAGUACUCUGUCAAUAUGUCGCCGCAGAACCGCCACUCGCCACACUCCGAGUCCCCACACGCCGGCCACUCGCCGCACUAUAACUAGUCCACACCGCCCUCCGUCAGGCAUCCAGUACAGCGUCAUAGCACCGCAGCACCGCCGACCCUAACAACAAUAGCAGCAGCCUCGCUCCGUGAGUCGCCGCCACGCACGAUGACUGCCCCUCUCCCUCCCCUCCCCACACUUUAAAGGAAUACAAGUGACUAUUGUGAUAAAUUUUAUCUGUUUUAUGCUUGUGUGUCCUCCCUGAUGUAACUCAGUGUUCAUAAGUGUGUCCUUGACGGUGACCUGCUGGUGAGUCUGCUGGGGCCGCGGCGAUCCACUAAACCAGGCAGUGUCAGCGUCAGGCGCCUCGAGCCAGGCAGGCAGUGAGGGAGGCGUGCGUAGCUCACCCUCCUCGCUCAGGAGAAAAGUGUCAAUUUCUUAGCGAUUAACUAACUGCCAAGUAUUGUUGUACCUGUGUAGUUUUUUACCUGUUAUAUUUCGUUGUUCUUUUACUGUUGAGUUGUGUAGUUGUUGUUUUUUUACGCUAAAUGUUGUAUAUAUUUCUAAUUUUUGAUAGUUUGUUGCGUAUACUUUAAUUAUAUUCGAUCUAUUGGAGUAAUCCUUGAUAUGCGUUGUGUUACAUGUACGUCAGCUUUCCAAUCAUAAAUGUGCUGUUUUGUGACAACCGUUA
Portunus trituberculatus (swimming crab) is the source of this 1701-nucleotide messenger RNA. RefSeq lists its product as uncharacterized. The record is from RefSeq and is a predicted model, not a curated record. The coding region runs from base 46 to 1134 and encodes 362 amino acids. The transcript is spliced from 5 exons. NCBI's taxonomy places the organism in Eukaryota, Metazoa, Arthropoda, Malacostraca, Decapoda, Portunidae.